AUGUUUUCGUUCCGAGGCACAAGGAUGAUUCUGCAGAAACCCCGGCGGAAGCUCGUGAUCUGUGAUCGCAACUGGAAGGGGGCCAGGGAUAAUCCUACCAUCCUAUCGGAGCUGAUUGAUGAGAUCACGGAGGGUUUUCUUGAAGAGCUUGAUCUUGCUUCAGCUCAGCAGCGUUGGGAGAACAUCGCAGUGGCCAAGCUCAACGUUGUCUUGGCGGACAAUCGCAAGCCGCGCUUAAUCAUGGAUGGGACGGUUUCUGGGGUUAACUCGUCUUGUUUCUUGAAUGAGCGAUAUUGUCUUCCCUCGCUCAAAGACGUGCGAUCGGCGUUCCCGCUCCGCAUGAACAAUGAGGACUUGUCAGCAUUCAGCUUGGACAUUCGUGCGGCUCACAAAACGAUUCGCAUUCGAAAGAAGGACCGGGGUUUGGCAGGGAUCAAGCUUGAAGAUGGCCGACACCUGUGGUACCGAGUGUGCCCAUUCGGCACAGGUUUCAGUGCUCUGUGGUGGGCACGAUUGUCCGCUUUCAUGAUCCGAACCUUUCAUCUUUUGAUCUGGUUGUGUCACGCUUUAGGCAUCUUUGUCGACGACCUAUUGCUGUGGCAAGGUGACAAAGCAAUUGAGAUCUCAGGCUGCCUCAUCCUCAGUUUUUGCCAAGCUUACAAUGUGCCGCUAUCGUGGCACAAAUUGCAGUGCGGGUAUAAAGUGAAGUGGAUAGGAUGGUUGUUCAAUUUCAGAGCAGGGACGUUCAGUCUGCCAACCGACAAGAUUGAAAAGAUUCUUCGAUCAGUGCGGGUUGUUCUGCGACCGGGCAAUGUGGAUCGCUGCGAUCUUGAAAAAACGGUGGGUCUGCUUCAGUGGGUGAGCCAGAUAUCUCCUGAACUCCGCCCCUGGAUGGCGUUCUUGUAUGCAGAUCUGCAUAGGCCUGUAGCAACAAACCAUCAUGUGGACUCCGGCGAGUGGCACUUGCUGCACGAAUACUUGGAUGACAACCUGCGGUUCACUAGCCAACCUCCGGGCACGGCUAUUCCACGGGGUGCUCGUCUCUUGUCGACAAGACACAUUGAAAUGCACACCAAGCAGGACUUGGAUAAAGUUCCACUGACUUCACGUCGGGUCUAUAUGCGUAUCUCCGAUCCCAGACAUCGCAAGAUUUCAGAGUGUAGCCGCAAGUUCAUGGAGUUUUGGGAAGCGUGGUGCAUGCGCAGCCCAUUGGAGCAGUGCCUGCACCUUCCUCCACGGAGCAUUGCUUGUACCUUGGCUGCGGAUGCUUGUGCUCAGGGUUCUUCUAUAGGCAUAGGUGGUUUCCUUCGGGUUGAGGGCUCACCCGUCUUAUGGUUCAGCGAGCGCUUUGAGAAAUCGGAUUUCGAUGGUUUGAACAUCCCUCUCGACAAUAACACGCAGAAGAACAUUGGUUGCUGGGAACUCCUGGCUCAGAUUGCUCUUGCAUUUCUUUUCGCAGAGACUUGCCCGGGCGGCCGCUGCAGGAUUCAGCUACGUACUUUCUGCGACAACGCUUCGGCGCAGGCAUCAGCAAAUCGUUUGAUGACGACAUCAUCCCCGCUCUGUUUCUUCGCUCAGCAACUGGCAUUUGUCGCCUUUCGGCAUGGGAUUACCUUGGAUGUGCACCGCAUUUCAGGCUUCCGGAACGAGGAGGCAGAUUACCUGUCCCGCUGGAACGGCACGGACCCUCUGGUGCCCGAGUUUGCUGCAACCUUUCGCUAUCGAUACCCGGUCAAGCGCAUGUGGCAGUCCCCUGCGGGCACGCGUCUCCUGUGGAGUCCUCCUUGA
Symbiodinium sp. CCMP2592 is the source of this 1788-nucleotide messenger RNA. NCBI's taxonomy places the organism in Eukaryota, Dinophyceae, Suessiales, Symbiodiniaceae. The record is from the annotation of a GenBank genome assembly.